Messenger RNA from Teleopsis dalmanni, 2229 nucleotides. RefSeq names its product WD repeat-containing protein 37-like. Gene Ontology annotation, molecular function: protein binding. The transcript has 5 exons. Gene Ontology annotation, cellular component: preribosome, large subunit precursor. The coding region runs from base 201 to 1625 and encodes 474 amino acids. The record is from RefSeq and is a predicted model, not a curated record. NCBI's taxonomy places the organism in Eukaryota, Metazoa, Arthropoda, Insecta, Diptera, Diopsidae.
GGAUUAUAUGUAAACAGUUAUAUUAAUUAUGUUGGAACUGAAUUAAUUCAAGACUCUAGUGAUUAAAUUAAUAAAAAUAUAUCAUAUAUAAUUUAAUUCAUAUCAUAAUUUUUGAAAGUGAUGUUCCUUGUUUCUAAUUGAGGCAUCACAUACAUACAUUAUUAAUAUUAUUAAACUGCAAAUUAUUGUUGAUAUUAAAAAUGAAACCGUCCAAAAAUCGUGCUGGGCGCUUGUCAAGUUUAGCAGAGGAUAUGGAUGUGCCAUUUCGUUCCCGAUUGCAUAUGCUAUUUGCACAAAUUGAGAAAGAGUUCGAGCUGCUGUACAUUGAAAAUUUAAACUUGCAGGACAAAUUAGAAAACUGUACCAACAAGGACUCUAAUAUUUCAUGUGAACGUUCUGGUGCCAGCAUUAAUGUUGGAGGAACUUGUGCAGCAGCGGCGAUGAUUGUUCCUACUGCUUCUAGCCAUGAUGACGUUGAAUCUGCUACUGGUUCUAAAAGUCUCAAAGCAAAAUUAACUGCGACGGGAAAUAAAGUAAAGGCGAGUCAUAAAAUUAAAGCGCAAACAAGUCGCAUUGUAUCAAGUUUCAAGCCAAAUCAAUCGGUUGUCAGCACAACAGUGCGUGAAUUUUGUGGCCAUAAAGAUGGAGUGUGGCAUGUAGCAGCUAAAGUUGGACAACCAAUAAUCGGUACCGCAUCAGCUGAUCAUACAGCUUGUAUUUGGAGCAUAGAAAGUGGUCGUUGCCUUUUACAAUAUCAAGGACAUGCUGGUUCAGUGAAUUCAAUUAAAUUCCAUCAAAAUCGAGAUUUAGUGCUAACUGGCAGUGGAGAUGGUACAGCACAUAUUUGGCAAGCAGCAGUCAACUGGGAGAUUUCAAAGAAAGGACAUUCAUCUGAAGAAGAAUUGGACGAUAGCGAAGAACAAGUAGAAGAUCGAGAUCGUUUGGAUACAUUACGCACACCAGUAUGUGAGUUUGCAGGACCUGGCGGUCAUACAUCGGUCGUUGUUGCUGCUGACUGGUUACCUAAUUUAGACCAAAUCAUUACCGGUAGUUGGGACCGCACUGCUAUACUUUGGGACGUUGAAACUCGUGAACCAUUGCAACCACUUACAGGACAUGACCAUGAACUAACUCAUGUUUCUUCACAUCCCACGCAAAGGUUAGUGGUAACUGCGUCACGAGAUUCAACAUUUCGCUUAUGGGAUUUCAGAGAUUCUAUACCAGCUGUCUCUGUUUUCCAGGGACACACAGAAAGUGUGACUUCGACAGUAUUUACAAGAGAUGAUAAAGUUGUUUCGGGCUCUGAUGAUCGAACAGUAAAAGUGUGGGAGUUGCGUAAUAUGAGAUCGGCACUUGUUACUAUACGUACGGAUGAUUCAGUCAACCGUUUGGCGAUAUCAACAGGUGGCAUUAUAGCUAUCCCACAUGAUAACAGACAAAUAAGGUUGUUCGAUUUAAAUGGUCAACGUAUAGCGCGUUUACCUAGAACGAGCAGACAAGGUCAUAGACGCAUGGUAUCAGCCGUUGCAUGGGCUGAAGAACCCCUGCUUAAUUGUGACCUAUUUUCUUGCGGUUUUGACAGGCGCGUAUAUGGCUGGUCUAUUAUAAUACCAAAAGACAAUUAAAAUUUGAUAUUGAACAAAGUAUUAGAAAAAUAUCGUCCCCUUGAAUAUCACGUUAAAAAUAAUUUAUAAGGUGUUUUAAUAGUAUUAAAAGAUUUGUUGAUGUUAACACAUAGAAUCAUUUAGAAGAAUUCUUACAUAUUAUUUAUAACAUAUUUUAUUAAUUAUAAAAGUUAAUUUGUUACACUUAUUGAAACAGAAUUUUGUUGAUAAAUAAGAUAAGUUUUUUGAUUACCACAGGGUUUUGUCAAAAAACUUAUUGUAAUUUAGUCGUAAUAACAAUUAUUUAUAAAUCAGAUUAUAUUUAAUUCCUUGUUAGCGGAAUGAACAAUUUGUUAUUAAAAAACCGUAAAAUAAAUACUCUUUAAUAGGUAAAGAAAAAUUAUAAAAAAAAUUUGAUCACACUUAGAGUAUAUACAACAAUAUUGAUAUUUUCACCUUAUUAUUGGUGCUUAAAUCCAAAUUGAGAAUUUAUGAAUAUAAUUUAUAAUAUUUUUAAUGCCAAAUAUUUUUCCUUUUCGUAAUUUAGUGUUUCAAUGUUUAAUUUUGUUCACACACACGUAAUUUAGUAUAAGGGUAAAAUUAUAUAUCGAAUAACUUUUAGUAA